Molecule: messenger RNA, 3457 nt
Organism: Microcebus murinus (gray mouse lemur)
Lineage: Eukaryota; Metazoa; Chordata; Mammalia; Primates; Cheirogaleidae
Gene: EXOC1
Product: exocyst complex component 1
Biological process (GO): Golgi to plasma membrane transport; exocytosis
Cellular component (GO): exocyst; plasma membrane
Molecular function (GO): phosphatidylinositol-4,5-bisphosphate binding
Source: RefSeq, a predicted model, not a curated record
GCCUUCCGGCGUGGAGUUUGUCACGUGCCCGGAUACGGGAAGUGGUAGGGGAACGCCCGCUUCCGGUUCCGUGCUUUAUUGAGGGGUGAAUCCUAGUGGCAGUGGCCGCGCAGGCCCCAUCCCGUCUCCGUGUUGGAGGACCCGCCUCGGCACUGCCGGGCUCGGUCCGGCCUUGCGCUGAGAAAAGAUGACAGCAAUCAAGCAUGCAUUACAAAGAGACAUUUUUACACCGAAUGACGAACGUCUGCUCAGCAUUGUGAAUGUCUGCAAAGCAGGAAAAAAGAAAAAGAACUGCUUUUUGUGUGCCACAGUGACAACGGAACGCCCCGUGCAAGUGAAGGUGGUCAAAGUUAAGAAAUCUGAUAAAGGUGAUUUCUACAAAAGGCAAAUUGCUUGGGCCCUUCGAGACCUUGCUGUGGUAGAUGCCAAAGAUGCUAUCAAAGAAAAUCCUGAAUUUGAUUUACAUUUCGAAAAAAUAUAUAAAUGGGUUGCCAGCAGCACUGCUGAAAAGAACACAUUUAUUUCAUGCAUUUGGAAGUUGAAUCAGCGGUAUCUCAGGAAGAAAAUUGAUUUUGUCAAUGUUAGCUCACAGCUUUUGGAAGAACUGCCUAAAGUUACAGAAGAAUCUGUUCCAAGUGGAGAAAAUCAGAGUGUGGCAGGAGGUGAUGAAGAAGCAGUAGAUGAAUACCAGGAGUUAAAUGCAAGAGAAGAGCAGGAUAUUGAAAUAAUGAUGGAAGGCUGUGAAUAUGCAAUCUCUAAUGCUGAGGCCUUUGCAGAAAAAUUAUCCAGAGAGCUGCAGGUGCUAGAUGGGGCCAACAUCCAGUCAAUCAUGGCCUCCGAGAAACAAGUGAACAUCCUGAUGCAAUUGCUGGAUGAGGCUCUAAAGGAGGUGGAUCAGAUUGAGUUGAAACUGAGCAGUUAUGAGGAAAUGCUCCAAAGCGUAAAAGAACAAAUGGAUCAGAUCUCUGAAAGCAACCACCUAAUUCAUCUUAGUAACACUAAUAUUGUAAAACUCCUGUCCGAGAUAGAGUUCCUUGUGAACCACAUGGACUUAGCUAAAGGACACAUAAAGGCCCUUCAGGAAGGAGAUCUUGCUUCUUCCAGAGGUAUUGAGGCCUGCACCAAUGCUGCCGAUGCCCUUCUGCAGUGCAUGAAUGUAGCUCUUCGACCAGGCCAUGACAUGCUUUUGGCGGUCAAACAGCAACAGCAGCGUUUCAGUGACUUGCGAGAGCAUUUUGCCCGGAGACUGGCCAAUCACCUCAACAAUGUCUUUGUUCAGCAGUUUACUCAGGCCCUCCUUCAACUCUAUAACAGGUCCUACUUUCUUUCGGUUCCUGGUCAUGAUCAGAGUUCAACUCUCGCUCAACAUUCUGUUGAACUGACUUUACCCAAUCAUCAUCCAUUUCAUAGAGAUUUACUCCGCUAUGCCAAGCUGAUGGAGUGGCUAAAGAGUACAGAUUAUGCAAAAUAUGAGGGACUGACAAAGAAUUACAUGGAUUAUUUAUCCCGACUCUAUGAAAGAGAAAUUAAAGAUUUCUUUGAAGUUGCAAAGAUCAAGAUGACUGGCACAACUAAAGAAAGCAAGAAGUUUGCUACACUGCCUCGAAAAGAAAGUGCUGUCAAACAAGAAACAGAGAGUCUUCAUGGAAGUUCAGGGAAAUUAACUGGAUCUACUUCUAGUCUAAAUAAACUGAGCGUUCAAAGUUCAGGAAGUCGCAGAUCUCAGUCAUCUUCCUUGUUGGAUAUGGGAAAUAUGUCUGCCUCUGAUCUCGAUGUUGCUGACAGAACCAAGUUUGAUAAGAUCUUUGAACAGGUACUGAGUGAACUGGAGCCCCUAUGUCUGGCCGAACAGGACUUCAUAAGUAAAUUUUUCAAACUGCAGCAACAUCAAAGUUUGCCUGGAACUAUGACUGAGGCAGAGGAUCUGGAUGGAGGAACCCCAUCACGGCAGCAUAAUUCUGGUGUGCCACUGCCUGUUUCAUCUGAGAAAGAUAUGAUCCGCCAAAUGAUGACUAAAAUAUUCCGCUGUAUUGAGCCAGAACUGAACAACCUAAUUGCAUUAGGAGAUAAAAUUGAUAGCUUCAACUCCCUUUACAUGCUAGUCAAAAUGAGUCAUCAUGUGUGGACUGCCCAAAAUGUGGACCCUGCUUCCUUUCUGAGUACCACAUUGGGAAAUGUUUUGGUGACUGUCAAAAGGAAUUUUGACAAAUGCAUUAGUAACCAAAUAAGGCAAAUGGAAGAAGUAAAGAUUUCAAAGAAGAGUAAAGUUGGAAUUCUUCCAUUUGUUGCUGAAUUUGAAGAAUUUGCGGGACUCGCAGAAUCAAUCUUUAAAAAUGCUGAGCGUCGUGGAGACCUAGAUAAAGCAUACACCAAACUUAUCAGAGGAGUGUUUGUUAAUGUGGAGAAAGUAGCAAACGAAAGCCAGAAGACCCCCAGGGAUGUGGUUAUGAUGGAAAAUUUUCACCAUAUUUUUGCAACUCUUUCUCGUUUGAAAAUCUCAUGUCUAGAAGCUGAAAAAAAAGAGGCCAAACAGAAAUACACAGAUCACCUUCAGUCUUAUGUCAUUUACUCCUUAGGACAGCCUCUUGAAAAGCUAAAUCAUUUCUUUGAAGGCGUUGAAGCUCGAGUAGCACAGGGUAUAAGAGAGGAGGAAGUAAGCUACCAACUUGCAUUUAACAAACAAGAACUUCGUAAAGUUAUUAAAGAGUAUCCUGGAAAAGAAGUAAAAAAAGGUCUGGAUAACCUCUACAAGAAGGUUGACAAACACUUGUGUGAAGAGGAGAACUUACUUCAGGUGGUGUGGCACUCUAUGCAAGAUGAAUUUAUACGCCAGUACAAGCACUUUGAAGGUUUGAUAGCUCGCUGUUACCCUGGCUCUGGUGUUACAAUGGAAUUCACUAUUCAGGACAUUCUGGAUUAUUGUUCCAGCAUUGCACAGUCCCACUAAACCUUGUGAAAGAAGAAAAGAUAAAUGAAUAAAGCACACCAGACACUAUACCAAAAUAUCAAGCAACUGCUUUGAGAAUGCAUACUUAAAAUGUAUGUAUUAAUAAAUGUCAGAUAAAUGGGUAGUGCCAUACUACAAAUAUUUAAGUGCAAAAAUACAACCUAUGUGCAGUUUUGCUCAGUAGGUUGUGUAUUAACUUAAAGCAUUUAUCUCAGCAUAAAAUGCUGUUAGCAUUUUUCAGUGACUGAACAGGAAAUUUUUCUUUAUUGCCUGGUUUCUUGUGUUUCAGAGUGGUUAUCCUAGGAGUAGGGCAUUGGGAGUUCUUCAGCUUUCACUACUUCUUACAAAUCAUGUAACUACUAAAAUAUUUUACAGAAUUUUUUUUCCCACUGUCUAACAGGUAUGUAUAUAGAUAAGGGAACUAAUGUGAUGAUCAAUUGUAAGCUUAGAUUUUGAGGAUUAUGCAACUCUGUGUAGUAUUAAAUGUGAAAUAAAGAAUUUUUCAAAAAA